Molecule: messenger RNA, 942 nt
Organism: Onychomys torridus (southern grasshopper mouse)
Lineage: Eukaryota; Metazoa; Chordata; Mammalia; Rodentia; Cricetidae
Gene: Klhl30
Product: kelch like family member 30
Exons: 2
Coding region: 1-942 (313 amino acids)
Molecular function (GO): protein binding
Source: RefSeq, a predicted model, not a curated record
AUGGUGAGGAAUCUAGACAACCUGGACUUCCAUCUGCCUUCACAUGCCCAAGACAUGCUGGACGGCCUGCAGCAUCUGCGCUCCCUACCCAAGCUGGCCGAUGUCACCCUGCUGGUUGGUGACCAGGAGCUGCCCUGUCACCGCAGCCUUCUGGCUCUGAGUAGCCCCUACUUCCACGCCAUGUUUGCCGGAGACUUUGCUGAGAGCUUUUCGGCACGUGUGGAGCUGCAGGAUGUAGAGCCGGCUGCCGUGGGACAGCUGGUGGACUUUGUGUACACAGGCCGCCUGACCAUCACUCAGACUAACGUGGAGGCACUGACCCGCACCGCAUCGCGUCUCCAUUUCCCCACUGUGCAGAAAGUCUGUGGCCGAUACCUGCAACAGCAGUUAGACGCCACCAACUGCUUGGGCAUCUGUGAGUUUGGGGAGCAGCAGGGACUGUUAGGCGUGGCUGCCAAAGCCUGGGCCUUCCUGCGGGAGAACUUUGAGGAAGUGGCCCAAGAGGAUGAGUUCUUGCAGCUGCCUAGAGACCGACUGGCCACCUGUCUGGCCAGUGACCUGCUGCAGGUACAACCGGAGCAGAGUCGGCUCGAAGCUCUGCUGCGCUGGGUGCGCCAUGACCCCCAGGACCGGUCUGCCCACCUGCCCGAGCUCCUCAGCCUGGUGCACCUGGAUGCGGUGCCAAGGCCCUGUGUGCAACAGUUGCUGGCCACAGAGCCGCUGAUCCAGGAGUCAGAGGCAUGCCUGGAGGCCCUGUCCCAGGGCCUCAGUGGGGAGCUUCCAGGCCUCCCACAGACGAUGCAGGAGGUACUGGUGGUCGUGGGAGGGCGGGCACUGGAGGAAGACGAGGAGGGUGGUGAAGAGCCCAGCCCCCACACUGGGAACUUUGCCUUCUACAACACCAAGGCCAGUAAGUACCUGUCAUGCUUGUCCUGGACAUGA